Messenger RNA from Saccharomyces mikatae IFO 1815, 711 nucleotides. RefSeq names its product Fmp10p (gene FMP10). NCBI's taxonomy places the organism in Eukaryota, Fungi, Ascomycota, Saccharomycetes, Saccharomycetales, Saccharomycetaceae. The record is from RefSeq and is a predicted model, not a curated record. The transcript has a single exon. The coding region runs from base 1 to 711 and encodes 236 amino acids.
AUGUUCAAGAGAAUCGCAAUACAUCAGUUCAGGAGAUAUACAAAUGGCGUUGUUUUCAAAACAGCCUCCAAACCGAAGAGAAAGUGGAUUCCAUGGUCAAUUUUUGGGGGAAGCUUUCUUGGGGGUUGGUACUUGACGCAGCAUAUGACGUUUACAGACUUACUAGCCUAUUGGAGAUACGACUCUCUGCCCAAAAACGCAGAUGAAGUUGUCAAAUAUCAUGCAGAUCUAAAUAGACGUCUAAAUGGUUUACCUAUUGUGAAACAGUUGGAAGAAGCAGGGUUCGUACAAGUGAUUGCCAACGAAGAGAAAAACUUAUUAGUUUCAAAAGCGUUAAAUACGCCGGGUGGAAUUGCAAUACCACCACGGAUAUACUACAACCCAAGCAAGCGUGAAACAGUGGGACUAUACCAUUUGGGAAUGAAAUUAACAGGUUAUCCCUUUUUGAUUCAUGGAGGUAUCUUAGCCACGGUCGUUGAAGACUUGAUGAAAGAAGCAAUCAGACUCGAAAAAGGGACGAAAGACAUAAAUCAAGAGACCAAAGAUUUAAGCAUUUCAUACAAGUUCCCAACAUUGGCUAAUCAAUUCGUUGCAGUAAGAACCACCGAUCUUCAGCAAUAUGGUAGCAAGACUAAAUUAAAGGCUGAACUGAUGGACCAAAGUGGGAACAGAACAUUGGUCAAAGCAAAUGCUACAUUUGUUAGCCGAUAG